Messenger RNA from Symbiodinium sp. CCMP2592, 1380 nucleotides. Lineage: Eukaryota; Dinophyceae; Suessiales; Symbiodiniaceae. The record is from the annotation of a GenBank genome assembly.
GCCAUCAGUGUGCCGGUCUCCGUGGGCUUGAACUACACUCGUACCUACACCCUGAACGUGACUGUUUUCAAGACAGACAUCAACUCCCGGACAGAGGCCCUGUCCCGCUUGGCGGCGAUCCCGAUUGUCUGUGCAUCCAUCAACUGGUUUGUGCAGCAUCUGCGGAAGACAGUCUUCUUCUGGGAGCGACGGACCGUUGAAGACAGGUUUCAUCAGGUCCAAAACACCCUCAACGACUGGUGGGACUGGAAGUCAGUCGGUUUGAUGACGAUGGCCUCCUUAUUUCUGAUACGGAAUGCCUUCUGCCACGUGCUGGAGGAGCACGUGGCUCAGCAGGUUUAUUUUUGUUUUACUGGUGGCAUGGUGCUUCUGGCCGUCUACGGCUAUUUCAUGCUGCUGGAUAAGAUCGAUGAGAACGUGCAGAACAUGAUCAUGGACCAGGAAAUCAUCAACCAGAGCAGGUGCGUCCAAAAGAUGCAAGACAUUGUCACGAAGAACACGCGGACCCACAAGAAGGACCGCGACAUCGUGUACAGCUUUGCGCACACGCACACGGUUCCGGCGAAGGUGCUCCAUUACAUCUGGUCCAUCUACUACCUCGUGGGUAAAAUCUUGGGCGCGAUGAUCGUCAUGGCGUACUUCGCGCAGAUCGAUGCGGACACCAUCAAUCGCUUUGUUCUGGGCAGUUUGUUACUCUCUGGAGCUGCUUCGGGAGGCUUCAUGUUGGAGCUCGGGCCCAGCACCAUUUCCCUCCUUCGCAUGUCGCUCUACAAGCCGUUUUACGUGGGAGAUCUCGUCACACUGAAUCACAACGGUGCCAUCGGGAUGACGAAUGCCCUGGUGGGCUUUGUGGAGAAUAUCACCAUGAUGUACGUGGUGAUCCGCAACUUCGAGAUGAAACAGGUCUGGGUCAGCCACAAGGCCUUCAAUGAGCUGAUCAUCCAGAACUGGACACGAAGGCCCACGAAGACGGUCUUGCUGAACAUUGGGAUCAGCACUCGGAGCCCGCUGAAGAAGGUCCAGAGGCUCCAGGAGUUUGGCAAGAACUGGAUCAAAGGCUCGCCCGACAUCCAGCAGGACAACUAUCAGAAGUGCCACAUAACGUCGACCAGCAACGGCUACAACAUCGAGAUCAUCUUUUUCCCGAUGGUGGGUGUGUCCCACAGGCAAAUUCGGCAGAAGUUUCUCAUUGCCUUUAUGGAGGCGGCGCAGCGGCUGAAUGUGCCUUUUGUCCCACUUCAGAUCAUGCAGAACUUUUGCGAAGAUGUGGACCCGGCUGGCGUGGAGGCCAUGUCCGAAGCUACAGCCGUUGCCAAGGAUGUGGAGCUGGACGACCUGAUGCCGGAUCCGAAAGACAUGCUCGAGAGGGGCAAGGAGUGA